AGACAGGGAGAAAAAAGAAAAGAAAAGAAAAAAAAGCGUCGCACUAUCUCCUCCUACUCCGCCUGUCAAAGCAGCGGAGCCACUUUACUUCACUCUCUCUAAACCACCACUUUCUCCUCCGCUAAAUCUUCCUCUCUUUACUUCGCUGUCAACAACACAGCCUCUUCGAUAAUCUUGUUUAAUCCUCAUUAAUUAACUAAAUUAAGUUAAAUUCAGUUAAUUCGUCGUCAGAUCUGAGCGAACCGCACCAGAUCCGACAAUCAAGAGACUUCAAAAUGGAGGAGGCGCUGGAACUGGCGCGCGCGAAGGACACGAAGGAGAGGAUGGCAGGAGUCGAGAGGCUACACCAACUUCUUGAAGCUUGUAGAAAGAGUUUGAGUUCGUCCGAAACGACGUCGCUUGUCGAUUGCUGCUUGGAUCUUUUGAAAGACAACAAUUUCAAGGUUUCUCAAGGUGCUUUACAGGCGUUGGCUUCUGCUGCUGUUUUGUCUGGUGACUACUUUAAGUUGCAUUUCAAUGCGCUUGUUCCUGCUGUUGUUGAACGCCUAGGUGACGGUAAACAGCCCGUUCGUGACGCCGCUCGACGCCUCUUGCUCACUCUUAUGGAGGUUUCGUCGCCUACAAUCAUUGUUGAAAGAGCUGGCUCGUUUGCCUGGACGCACAGAAGCUGGAGAGUUCGGGAAGAGUUUGCUCGAACAGUAACAUCUGCAAUUAAUCUUUUUGCAUCUACUGAGCUUCCUCUUCAGCGGGCUAUUCUACCUCCUAUUUUGCAGAUGUUGAAUGACCCGAAUCCUGGUGUUAGGGAAGCAGCUAUAUUAUGCAUCGAGGAGAUGUACUCACAGGCUGGGCCCCAAUUCCGUGACGAGCUUCAUCGCCAUCAUCUUCCUAAUUCCAUGAUGAAAGAUAUCAAUGCCAGACUAGAGAGGAUUGAACCACAAGUACGCCCUUCAGAUGGACUUGGCGGUAACUUUGCUCCUGUUGAGAUGAAGCCCACAAGCCUUCAUCCCAAGAAAAGCAGUCCAAAAGCCAAAAGUUCCACGAGGGAGAUAUCUCUUUUUGGAGCGGAGAGUGAUGUCACAGAGAAACCCAUAGAGCCAAUUAAAGUUUACUCAGAAAAGGAGCUAAUUAGGGAAUUUGAGAAGAUUGCGGCUACCCUUGUUCCAGAAAAGGAUUGGACUAUCCGCAUAGCUGCCAUGCAGAGAGUUGAAGGCCUUGUUUUGGGAGGUGCUACUGAUUACCCAUGUUUUCGGGGGCUUCUGAAGCAAUUUGUUGGCCCUCUAAACACACAGUUAUCUGAUCGAAGGUCUAGCGUAGUGAAGCAGGCUUGCCAUCUAUUAUGCUUUUUAUCGAAGGAUCUGUUGGGAGAUUUUGAGGCAUGUGCCGAGAUGUUCAUUCCUGCCCUUUUCAAGCUCGUUGUGAUUACUGUACUUGUAAUUGCAGAAUCUGCAGAUAACUGCAUAAAAACGAUGUUGCGUAACUGUAAAGUUGCUCGUGUGCUUCCUCGCAUAGCUGAUUGUGCGAAGAAUGACCGCGCUGCAGUACUCCGUGCAAGAUGUUGCGAAUAUGCACUAUUGAUACUUGAACAUUGGCCCGAUGCUCCUGAAAUACAGCGAUCUGCUGAUCUCUAUGAAGAUCUGAUAAGAUGUUGUGUUGCAGAUGCAAUGAGCGAGGUGCGCUCAACUGCAAGGAUGUGCUACAGAAUGUUUGCAAAAACUUGGCCAGAGCGUUCCCGUCGUUUAUUUAUGUCCUUUGAUCCUGUUAUUCAACGGAUUGUUAACGAAGAGGAUGGAGGCUUGCACAGGAGGCAUGCAUCUCCUUCCAUCCGUGAUAGAAGUGCUCAAACAUCAUUUACCCCUCAGGCAUCUGCGGCUUCACAUGUACCUGGAUAUGGAACUUCUGCUAUUGUUGCAAUGGAUAGAACUUCAAGUUUAUCCUCUGGGACAUCUCUGUCUUCUGGUCUUUUGCUCUCACAAGCAAAGUCCCUUGGUAAAGGUACUGAACGUAGUCUGGAAAGUGUGUUGCACGCUAGUAAGCAGAAGGUCACUGCAAUUGAAAGCAUGCUUAGAGGUUUGGAAUUAUCCGACAAACAAAAUCCUUCAGCUCUCCGUUCAUCAAGUUUGGAUCUAGGAGUUGACCCUCCAUCAUCUCGUGAUCCACCAUUCCCUGCAUCCGUUCCAGCCUCUAAUCAUCUCACAAACUCUUUGACAGCAGAAUCAACUGCUUCUGGUAUUGGUAAAGGCAAUAACCGCAAUGGUGGCUUGGUCUUGUCUGAUAUUAUUACCCAAAUUCAAGCUUCCAAAGAUUCUGCUAAGCUAUCAUAUCGGAAUAAUAUGUCAGCCGAGUCUUUGCCAACAUUUUCAUCAUAUUCAACAAAGAGGAUUUCUGAAAGAGGUUCAGUUGAAGAGGACAAUGACAUUAGGGAACCUAGGCGAUUUGCGAACCCACAUGUAGACAGACAGUAUAUGGACACGCCUUACAAAGAUUUAAACUACAGGGAUUCACAUAGCAGUCACAUCCCCAACUUCCAGAGACCACUUUUGAGAAAGCAUGUGGCUGGACGAAUGUCUGCAGGCAGGCGAAAGAGUUUCGAUGAUAGUCAACUCUCACUUGGAGAGGUGUCAAGUUAUGUAGAAGGUCCAGCAUCUCUCAGCGACGCAUUGAGUGAGGGACUUAGUCCAAGUUCUGACUGGAAUGCUAGGGUUGCUGCUUUCAAUUACCUCCAUUCUUUGCUGCAGCAAGGCCCAAAAGGUGUUCAAGAAGUAAUUCAGAAUUUUGAGAAGGUAAUGAAGUUGUUUUUCCAGCAUCUGGAUGAUCCGCAUCAUAAAGUUGCACAAGCAGCUCUCUCGACACUUGCAGAUAUUAUUCCAUCUUGCCGAAAGCCAUUUGAGAGUUACAUGGAACGGAUCUUACCCCAUGUUUUCUCCCGAUUAAUUGACCCCAAGGAGCUAGUCAGGCAACCUUGCUCCACAACUUUGGAAAUUGUCAGCAAAACUUAUGGGGUUGAUAUUCUUUUACCAGCAUUGCUCCGUUCACUAGAUGAGCAGAGGUCACCAAAAGCCAAAUUGGCUGUUAUUGAGUUUGCCCUCAGUUCAUUUAACAAGCAUGCAAUGAACUCUGAAGGCUCUGGGAAUACUGGCAUUUUGAAGUUAUGGCUUGCUAAGCUGACACCGUUAGUACAUGAUAAAAAUACUAAGCUCAAGGAAGCUGCUAUUACAUGCAUUAUAUCGGUCUAUUCACACUUUGAUUCCAUAGCUGUCCUCAAUUUCAUUCUUAGUUUAUCGGUUGAAGAACAAAAUUCCUUGCGACGAGCCCUUAAACAGUACACUCCUCGUAUUGAAGUGGACCUAAUGAACUUUGUGCAGAGCAAGAAAGAGCGACAGCGAUCUAAGUCCUCUUACGACCCAUCUGAUGUUGUUGGAACAUCAUCAGAAGAAGGAUAUGUUGGUGCAUCAAAGAAGAGUCACUAUUUUGGAAGGUAUUCUGGUGGUUCUGUUGAUAGUGAUGGCGGCAGGAAGUGGAAUUCUACCCAAGAAUCAACCCUGAUAUCGGGAAGUAUUGGCCAAGCAGCUCCUGAUGAAACUCAGGAGAACUUGUAUCAGAAUUUUGAGACUAGUUCUAAUACUGAUGUCUAUAGUUCAAAAAAUAGGGAUUCGAAUUAUGUGGUUGGUUCUACCGGUCUGAACUUGGGAUCCCGGCCUGGCCGGCUGGAAAACAUGGACAAUGGCCUUAACUUUGAAGGGCUGUUGACCCCAGGUAUGGACAUUAAUGGAUUGAUGAGUUCUGAACCUCUGCGUGCUGCUGAAGGCUAUGGGCAUGACAAUAAUGUUCUUUCUGAGUUGGACCUUAAUAAUCAUAAACCUGCAGCUGUGAAGAUUAAUUCUUUGGCUGACACCGGUCCUAGCAUUCCUCAAAUUCUUCAUCUGAUAUGCAAUGGUAAUGAUGAAAGCCCUACCUCAAGUAAGCGUGGUGCACUUCAGCAGUUAAUUGAAGCUUCUAUGGCUAACGAUCCCUCUGUUUGGUCCAAAUACUUCAAUCAAAUUUUAACGGCUGUACUGGAGGUGUUGGAUGAUUCUGAUUCAUCAAUCCGAGAACUUACUCUUUCACUGAUUGUGGAAAUGCUAAAAAAUCAGAAAGAUGCCAUGGAAGAUUCUAUUGAGAUUGCUAUUGAGAAGCUGCUUCAUGUUACAGAGGAUAUUGUUCCAAAAGUUUCCAAUGAAGCCGAGCACUGCUUGACUGUUGCAUUGUCUCAGUAUGAUCCAUUCAGAUGCUUAAGUGUAAUUGUCCCUUUAUUGGUUACUGAAGAUGAGAAAACUCUUGUAACCUGCAUAAACUGUUUAACUAAGCUUGUGGGUCGUCUUUCACAAGAGGAGCUGAUGGUCCAGUUACCAUCAUUUUUGCCUGCACUUUUUGAAGCUUUUGGAAACCAGAGUGCUGAUGUUCGCAAGACUGUGGUUUUCUGUCUGGUGGAUAUAUAUAUCAUGCUUGGAAAAGCAUUUUUGCCGCACCUGGAAGGGCUUAACAGUACACAGCUGCGUUUGGUGACCAUUUAUGCUAAUCGGAUAUCACAGGCAAGAACAGGUACUGCAAUAGAUGCUAGCCAUGAUUAGUUUGGUUUCGUCUAGGAAGGAAUUGUUGGUUUGUGGUGCUGGUUAAUUCAUUGUUGUGUAUUUUGUAUAUCUGUGAGAAUGCGUUGUGAGAGUGAUUAUCUUCUUUUCCGUUCUCAUUUUCUUUUUGAUCCCUCGGUAUAUUGAUUUCCCGUUUCUUUUGUGUGCGUGUAAACCCUCGUGUUUGUUUGGUUUGGAUGGAGGGAAGAGUGCUUCAGUGGGAAAGAAAAAUUGAUUGUAUUAUUUUGCAAAUAUUUUGUAAUCACUAUUUUGGGAAGAGUAUUAGUGAUAUGAAAGAAAUUUUUUAUC
Molecule: messenger RNA, 4913 nt
Organism: Populus nigra (black poplar)
Lineage: Eukaryota; Viridiplantae; Streptophyta; Magnoliopsida; Malpighiales; Salicaceae
Product: CLIP-associated protein
Exons: 21
Coding region: 276-4607 (1443 amino acids)
Biological process (GO): microtubule cytoskeleton organization
Cellular component (GO): cytoplasmic microtubule
Molecular function (GO): microtubule binding
Source: RefSeq, a predicted model, not a curated record